AUCUCAGUUCUUGUUUUUUUCUUGUUCUUUGCCCUGGCCCAUUUUUUUUUCUUUUCUUUCUUUCUUUCUUUUUCUUUCUGAUUAUGCCUCGUUUUAUUUCUGUUGUUACUGGUUUGGCUGUUACUACAGCUGUCACAUAUAAAUUACGUGAUCAUCUUAUACAAGAUCAAAACACUAUUAAGCAUCGUUUAGAAAAUGCAAAGACAAACUUGGAAAGAGCAGUAGCCGAACAAACUUCAUACAACAAACCAUCUUCUUACUUGACAGACUCACAAAAAUACGUUUCUGAUCGCCUUGUUCCUUCAGGUAAUGUCAUUCGGUUGAUAUUUCUGUACUCAUAAAUCUAUAGUCAAGGAUUCUUGGAACACACAAAUCAAGAAUGCAGCACACUCUUUAGUAAAGAUGGAUAUUGGCUCCAAAGCCAAAAAAGUAUGGGAUGAACAAAUCCUUCCAAGCUUAAAAGACAUUACAAACAAAUAAAGGAUUUUAGCUGAUAGAUAAAAUGUCACGAGUUUAU
Messenger RNA from Gilbertella persicaria, 517 nucleotides. RefSeq lists its product as uncharacterized. Lineage: Eukaryota; Fungi; Mucoromycota; Mucoromycetes; Mucorales; Choanephoraceae. The coding region runs from base 84 to 341 and encodes 85 amino acids. The transcript has a single exon. The record is from RefSeq and is a predicted model, not a curated record.